Messenger RNA from Cryptomeria japonica (Japanese cedar), 2043 nucleotides. Its product is annotated as auxin transporter-like protein 4. NCBI's taxonomy places the organism in Eukaryota, Viridiplantae, Streptophyta, Pinopsida, Cupressales, Cupressaceae. The coding region runs from base 258 to 1766 and encodes 502 amino acids. The record is from RefSeq and is a predicted model, not a curated record. Gene Ontology annotation, cellular component: plasma membrane. The transcript has 8 exons.
UAUGUCAGUCAGUGGGAGAUGUCCUUUAAAUACAGCCAGUCACUACCCGUUUGUUUCUACAGUGCUUCUUCAAAGUACCGUUCCGUCUCAUCACCAUACUGACUGCUGUAUUACAAUCAGCUUUGCUACCCCACAUUAUUUUUCACUUCCUUUUCAAUACCUAUAUUUUUGCUUUGCCCCCUCUCUCUCUCCACCAUUAAUUAGCUUCAGAGCUGCUCCUAGUAGUAGUAGUCUCACAAAGUUUUGGGUGUGAGAGCAUGAUGGCACAGAAGCAAGCUGAGGAAGCAAUUGUGCCAAAUUACAGUGAGAUGGAAGUGGAAGGCAAAGAUACAGAUGGAAUAGACACUGAGAAUGAUGCUUCUUUCAAAGGAGGUGUUUUUAAGAGGAUGUUCUGGCAUGGUGGAUCUGUUUAUGAUGCCUGGUUCAGCUGUGCUUCAAAUCAGGUAGCGCAGGUACUUUUAACACUGCCCUAUUCCUUCUCUCAACUGGGAAUGGUGUCUGGCAUACUCUUCCAAAUAUUCUACGGUCUAAUGGGAAGUUGGACUGCGUACCUCAUCAGUGUUCUUUACGUCGAGUACCGUACACGCAAGGAGAAGGAAAACUUCAAUUUCAGAAACCAUGUCAUUCAGUGGUUCGAAGUGCUGGACGGGCUUCUGGGCCCGUACUGGAAAGCAGUAGGUCUGGCUUUCAAUUGUACAUUCCUUUUAUUCGGAUCUGUCAUACAGCUCAUAGCCUGCGCAAGCAACAUUUAUUACAUAAAUGAUCACUUGGACAAGCGUACUUGGACGUAUAUAUUUGGGGCCUGCUGUGCAACUACAGUGUUCAUACCCUCCUUCCAUAAUUAUAGGCUCUGGUCUUUUUUAGGCCUCGGAAUGACCACUUAUACUGCUUGGUAUUUAACCAUUGCUGCUCUCGUCCAUGGACAGGUAGAAGGAGUGGAGCAUUCUGCUCCAACUACAAUGGUUCUCUACUUCACUGGAGCUACAAAUAUCCUCUACACUUUUGGAGGUCAUGCAGUGACAGUGGAAAUAAUGCAUGCCAUGUGGAAACCUCAGAAAUUCAAGGCAAUCUACUUGCUUGCAACACUAUAUGUGCUUACACUGACUCUACCCUCUGCAAUAUCUGUGUACUGGGCAUUUGGAGAUCAGCUGCUGGAUCACUCAAAUGCCUUCUCUUUACUACCAAGAUCAGGAUGGCGUGACCUGGCAGUCGUUCUCAUGCUCAUUCAUCAGUUCAUUACAUUUGGGUUUGCAUGUACUCCCCUGUAUUUUGUAUGGGAGAAAGUGAUUGGAAUGCAUGAUGCAAAGAGCAUUUUGAGGAGGGCACUUGCCAGAUUGCCUGUUGUGAUUCCCAUUUGGUUUCUUGCCAUCAUUUUCCCAUUCUUUGGACCCAUCAACUCUGCAGUUGGUGCACUUCUGGUCAGUUUUACAGUCUACAUUAUACCUGCCCUGGCUCACAUGUUAACAUACAGGACUUCUCUCUCAAGAAAGAAUGCUGUGGAGAAACCACCUUUUUUCAUACCAAGUUGGAUAGCAAUAUACCUAGUGAACCUCUUUGUGGUGUUUUGGGUACUAAUAGUUGGUUUUGGAUUUGGUGGAUGGGCGAGCAUGACUAAUUUUGUGAGACAAGUGAACACAUUUGGGCUUUUUGCUAAAUGUUAUCAGUGUUCUCACCAUCCUCCAAUGGUGGGAGCUCCCCCUCCCCCUCUUAUUCCCAAGUUAAAUGUCUCUGAUCUGUCUCCAAGUGCAGCUCCAAAUUCUUUGUAAACCUUGUACUUAAAAAGUACAAAUAAUAUAUGAUGAUGAUGAUGAUAUGAUAUACCAUAGUGUGGAGUGGUUGGAAUUUUGUAGCUGACAUGACAAGAUGACCAUGACAGAAAAAUCAAUGGAAAAGUAUAGUUCCUUACAUUACAUUACAUGCAUAGGGUUAUUAGGGUGGUUCACCCUACCUUUUCAUAUUGGAUUUGUAAUCUCACUUCAUUUUGGAUGGAAUGGAUUUUUUUAUUUACAGAAAGGAAGAUUGUGCCAUGCACUUACUAAUCUA